Messenger RNA from Exophiala dermatitidis NIH/UT8656, 2062 nucleotides. Its product is annotated as MFS transporter, SP family, sugar:H+ symporter. The transcript is spliced from 3 exons. The record is from RefSeq and is a predicted model, not a curated record. NCBI's taxonomy places the organism in Eukaryota, Fungi, Ascomycota, Eurotiomycetes, Chaetothyriales, Herpotrichiellaceae. Bases 178 to 1761 code for a protein of 527 amino acids. Gene Ontology annotation, molecular function: carbohydrate:proton symporter activity. Gene Ontology annotation, cellular component: membrane. Gene Ontology annotation, biological process: carbohydrate transport; transmembrane transport.
GGAGGUGCACUGCAGAAGGAAGCUAUUUCUCCAGACUCGCGUGCGAUCGGGCAGUAUCAGAGCGGAGUGUGGGGUGACAGCCAUGAGCUCCUGGAUAGUAUAUAGUCGUCCAGAUGCCUCGUCUGCGCCGACCAUCUAGGGACAACAGUAUCCUGUACACCAGCAUAAUCAGCAAUCAUGGGUCUCAUAGACAAAUUUCUUCCCAAGGAGGACCGCUUUGCGGCACUCAUGCUCUAUGGCAUGGUGUUCUGCACAAUGUUCAACGGCUAUGAUGCUGGAAUCAUGACCGUCAUUCUCGCGGACAAGCAGUUCAUUGAUUACUACAAUAUCACAUCCACCAGGUCUGGUCUCGUGGCGACAAUACCCUGGGCGACCACCGGCGUGGCACAGCUGAUGCUAGGAGGUACGCUGGCCGGGCUGGUGGGCAGGCUUUGGGCUCUUCGCGUCUCGAUCCUAUUCAUGUGUAUCGGGGUCGUGGUCCAAUCGGUACCCAACAGCUUUGGCGUGCUCAUCCUCGGGCGUCUCAUGACCGGGUUGGGGUUCGGAUGCGUCUACAUCGCCACCAACCUGUAUGUCUCCGAAUGUGCUCCUCGCCUGCUUCGGGGCAGUUUCGUCGGGACGGUGGCACAAUUUGGGUACCAACUCGGCACACUUAUUGCCUUCUGGUCCGGAUACGGCAUGAGCUUCCACAAAUCACCGUACAAUAUUGCAUGGCGCGUGUCCAAUGUCAUCCAGAUCCCAAUCGGGCUAAUCUUCAUCUGUGUGUCGUUCCUGUAUAUCGAAAGCCCUCGCUGGCUGCUGGAAAAACAGCCUGAGAACCCCCAACGAGCCCUGAAAGCCCUGGCAAGGCUCCGGUCAGGGUCACCGGAGGACGACCGCGUUCGAGUCGAAUUCCAUGAGCUUGUGGCAAGCCAUGAGUACCGCAAGCAGUUCGAAACCGGAUAUAUGGGAAUCUUGAAGAGCGGGCCUCUGCGCAAGCGGCUGCUGUACGGGUUCUAUGCCAUGGCCCUGCAGCAGUUUGGCGGUAUUGCUGCACUCACCAUGUACGCGACUCUCAUCUACCAGUCGCUUGGCUGGGACAAGGGAAGCCAGGCAUUGGCAAUCAACGGCAUUCAAUCCGUCCUCCAGCUGCUCAUCGUUUUGGUCAACACCUUCACAGUGGACCGUUUCGGACGCAAAACGCUGCUGAUAUGGGGUUUCACAAUCCAGUCUAUCGCCCUACUCAUACUCUCAUCUCUGUGCACCAGUUUCCCGAACAAUGACAACAAGGCUGCCGCGGUGGCCGAGAUUGCCAUGUUUUUCAUCGUUGGAAUGACCUAUUGCUGGUCAAAUGGACCAAUCCCUCCGGCAAUCGCCACCGAAAUAUUCCCUCAACACGUCCGAGACAAAGCCUUCGGAAUUUCCGCGCUUGGUCAAACAGCCUGCUUGUUAGCCAUUACCCAACCCUGGCCAGACUUCCACGACAAAGUCGGGCCACGGAGCUACUGGCUCCUUCUCGGUCUCAACGUCAUAGCCCUGAUCUCCGUCAUCAUUAUCCUGCCAGAAACCAAAGGCAUCUCUCUAGAGCGAAUGGAUCGCAUUUUCGGGCAGGUUGAUGCCGUCGAGGCCGGAGAAAGAGAGCGGUCGGCUUCUGUGACCGAGGAAGAUGCGAUCCGUAUGGCUUUAGGUGGAGGAAAGAGUAAUGACUUGAACACCGAGAAGGAUCUGGAAAAGGAUGUUGACCAUGUCCGGCAGGUAGAACUCGUUGAGUCGAGGAAUUGAACACGAUGCGCGACAAUGCUGGCGCAGUGAUACCUGGGAAGGACAGGGGAAGGCCAACUGUGGAGGACUUUUUAUGCUACCUCUUUGAAAGCCGUCAAUGCAUCUGGGAUCUUCUUCGCUUCACUCCGUAAGAUGAUAUGUCGACUUGGCGUUAAAACAUGACACCAACCAUACUGUUUAGUGAUUGUGUAGAGGAGCAUCAUAGCCCCAGGCACUCAUCAUCCCUGAGUCCGUAUUUGCCGCUGACGGCUAACGCUCGCCAACUUGUCCAGAAUCCGGAUCCACCUGUCCCGGACUCCCC